AUGAAGUAUCCAGACAUGGAACAACGUCCUCUGGCACUCGUUGUAAUCGAGCCAGCGAUUUUGGUAACCAUGGCCAUUGUGUGUUCGACAGGCAACUUACUGAUUUGCAUUUCGAUUUGCAGAAACCCAGCUCUUCGCACAACGACCAACGUGUUUGUCUUUGCAUUGGCAAUCAGCGAUCUUCUCAAUUCCAUCGCAGUUAUGUUGCUAACAGUUGGUGUCCUGAUAACUGGGAAAUGGCCCUAUGGGGAAAUUAUGUGCAAUUUUCACGCGUUUUUCACCCUUUUUUCUGUGUAUGUCUCCCCUACCACCAUGGGCCUGGCGGCUAUUAACAGAUAUAUUCGAAUUGUCAAGACACGCAGUUAUCCCCACAUUUUCACGCCAUUCCUUUCAAAGCUUUACGUUUGUGCGGUAUGGAUGUUCGUUGCUGGGUAUGUUGCGAUUCCCAGGCUGGCCGGUUGGACGGCUUAUGGCUUUAUUCCUGGCUAUGCUGUGUGCACUAUUGUUCAUCCAACUGAAGCUGCUAAAAUUACACAUUACUGCGUGGUGGUGUCGCUAUUUCUCGUUCUCCCAUUCACCUUGGCUAUUUUCUGUUAUUACAAAGUGUUUGAGACAAUUAAGCAACAUAACAUGAACAUAAUAACCACAUUCCAAAGAGCAGGACAAGACGGCCACUUGAGCAUAAGAGAGAUAAAAAUUACGAAGUCUCUUGCAGUUAUAGUCCUGGCAUUUGGAUUAUGCUGGAUUCCAUUUUGGAUCAUAGCUAUGAUACAACGUUUUACUUCAAGUGUAGUGCCACGAAAUGUGCAACUUGUGUGCACCUUUUUGCUGUUCUUUUCUAGUACAGUUAACCCAUUCAUUUAUGCAGGCACUAACGAGGCUUUCAAGGCAGAGUUUCGUCGUGUUCUCUACUGCAGACGAAACAGAAUACGUGAUCGCGUUCAAAUUCAGGAGAAGACAAUGACUGGCCUUCAAAAGUAA
Molecule: messenger RNA, 981 nt
Organism: Stylophora pistillata
Lineage: Eukaryota; Metazoa; Cnidaria; Anthozoa; Scleractinia; Pocilloporidae
Product: beta-4C adrenergic receptor-like
Biological process (GO): G protein-coupled receptor signaling pathway
Cellular component (GO): membrane
Molecular function (GO): G protein-coupled receptor activity
Source: RefSeq, a predicted model, not a curated record